AUAUGUCUUUUCUCAUGUGAAAAAACAACAGUAUUUAUCGUCAAAGUGCCAGCAAACCCUGAAACUUUGAUCGUUCGUAUAAAUUUUUGUUUUUAAUAAUAAUAAUAAAAAAAAAAGUGUAAGAAAGCCAUUGGAAAUAUUCAUUUGUAGAAUAAAAUCUUGCUAAAAAAAAUUGUUGGCUAAAACAUGAAUUUAGUGUCUUGAACACCAGAUGUCGUGUUCAGUUAAUUCGGUCCACCCUUGUUUCGCUCUCGCCCGCGAAUACCGAUUUAUCAACGAGAGAAGUUCGCGAUUUUACAAGGAAAUUUACUUUGUCGUGAUGUGAUUCGUGAUAUUCGAUAUUGAUUGUACGCGCGUGUGAUUUAUUCAGUGUAUUGAAAGAACUCUAACCAAUUCGUUUGUUUCGUUGUGACCCCUCGAGAGUGAGGGUCGUGUGUAUCUUGUUGUCUUCAAAGAGGCGGAUCCUAAUUGAACUUAUUCCCAUAAGAAAUGAAACUUGAAUUCUUUAUUUUCGUUGAAUUUAUAUUAUAUAUUUUGUGGUGAAUGUGAAAAAUUGUUUAUUCUCACAUUGAUAAAGUCUUGGUGAGAGGAAAGAAAAUCGAGCAUUUUUAGAGAGGAAGUCGCGGGAGGGUCGUCAUCCAUUUUGGGUGCGCGCGAGGUUAUUCCAGAGAACGAACUUUUCUAUCUAUAUUAAAGUGGUGAUGCUUUUUUUUUUUUUUUUGUAAGAAACUCCUAGAAUGGGUUCCAAUUGCUGUCAGAUUGGAAUGAUGAAGUAUAACCUAAUUUUCAAGGGUGAGUUCAUUUCUCGAUGUCAGAGAGGAAAGUAGGCUAAUGGCGGAGGCUGUUUUCCACCUCGUAACCUCGAUGUGAAAAAACGAGUCAGCUGGUUUUUGGAUGGUGUGAACAAAGUCAGUUUUUUUUAUCUUGAUAUAUGGAUAAAUAGUAGAUGAGUGAGAUUCAAGUGGGAAAAAAAAGUAUUAUAGAAUUAUACAAUUGUAGAAAAAAAAAAGAUUCGAAUUGGUGUUGUUAACCUCGAAAGUCGUUAACCUCGUUUCGUCCAUUUCACCUGUGAUUUUCAAGAGUGUCAUCUUCUCUCUCUUGUCAAGUGUGCCGGAUGAGAGGUAGAACAAGAAGAAGCUUGUGUUUUGAGCUUUCGUGUUUUAUGUCAGAGCGUAAUGUCGGAUGCGCUCUUGAGGCGAGUCAUUUGGAUGAAAAACGAAGAUGUUCCGACGGGUGAAACGAGGUCAGACGGAGGAGGAAAACCUCAGUUAGACUGAAAAACGAUUUAAAUCCUGAGAGAUGGAUUCUCGUUGAAAGUUCGGUAAGACCGGAAGUGUUUAGCCAUAAGUGCUCUUUUCCGGUCGUGUUUGGAAAUAACGUGUGUGGGGUUUUUUUUUUUUUUUGGUGUUUUGCAAAAGUUAGAUUUUUCAAUAUAGAUGAGUCAUUUUUCUUGUGCGGUGUUUUAGCAUUCAUCCCAUAUAUAUGCGAAUAGGGUAGCAACAAACAUAUCGGUGGAAAUCCUUACGUCAUUUUUUUUUGUGCAAAAAGUGAUUCCGAGUGUUGACCAGUGAUUCGAUAGUGUUUUGUUUUUUGUUCAACCUGAAGGAUUAAAUAUACGAAUUGGAUCUCUUUUCUUGGACUUCGAAAACAAAUUUUGGAAUGCAUAAGGCGAAGGAAAAAGGUUCUGUUGGGCAAACCGGAUGUGGAUCGGAGGUGUCCAGUUCCAAGGUGAAUAACGAAGAAGGUCGAGCCGUUUUUGAGCGGUUCGAAGGUCGGUGAGCACCGCGACGGGGCGAGCAACCCCGUUGCCUCGGUCAGCGUUUAGUAAAUCUUACUUCUUCCACUGUCGCCGAACAACAGAACAGAUGUCCUGACAGCGGGCCACGGGCCACCAGGAUGCCGACAGACGAUGACUAUGGCCGAAGAGAACGUCUUCUGUUGCACCAGCACCCGACUGCUCAAUACCGACCACCUUCAACGUCUCCAGUUCCAGGCUCGAAUUCCGCAAAUUCUAGAACCUCUGGUAUCCAAGUUGAAAACACCAAUCCUACGGACUGUUACCACAAGCACUCCGAAAUUCGAUCUUCCUCAUCAGCGUCACUCCCUAAUCAGGAGCGUUACCAGGAUCAACGAUCUCAAACCAAUGAUCAUGGAUCACGAGAUCGAUUCGAGAAAUCCAAUGAAAAUAUCAACGAGGCCCAUUCCUCAGAGCCACGUUCGAUUCAGCCAAACUGCGAUCAAUACGGAAUCGUUCAGAACCAAGAAAGAUUCCAAUCCACCAAUCAUCAAUAUUCAGGGAGAUCAUCUUGUCAAACAAUCUCACAGAAUAUCUUGGCCGAUCGUUACUCAAGAUACAGUGAAUCCACUUCGAUUCAUAAUCAGCAAUCUUCAGGAUCUGUUUCGGAGAGAUAUGGACACACAGAUUCAGGAUUGGUGUCAUCUGCAAAUGAAUACGCCAACACAAGUAUCUUGGCUUCAGCCUCAGGAAAUCCAUUCUCACCAGAUACAUUCCCAUCACCACCAUCUCCAGCACCAGCGAACGAUCGUUUCGUGCCACCACCACCACUCUCGCCUUGUCCAAGCGAAAAAUAUUCUUCGUCUCAGAGUUUGGCUUGUUAUCCUCCUACUGAUCGGGUUUUGCCCUCCAGUUCUCCGAGUCCCAGGGAUCGUUUCGGUACAGCGCCAACUUCACCGAUUCCUUCAGGAAAGGAUAGAUUUUCCUCAUCAGAACGACUUUUGGUUUCAUCGGCAUCAAUUCAUGACACAAAAGAUCAACAACGUUACACGGCAUCAUCCACUGAACAAUUACUUGCAUCACCAGUUUUGGGUAACUUACAAAGUGACAGAUGCCUAUAUGCCACUGGUAAAGAUUCGACCACAUCCAAAUUUGGAAUUUCAUCAGAAAGAUUGGUAUCCUCCUCUCCUAUUCAUGCACCAGUACCAGAAAGAUUUACAGGAAAGUCUUCUGAUAGAUAUAUGGUCGAAUCGCCAAUACACGAACGUUAUCAAACUUCAUCGAGUCAUCGCGAUAGAUUUGCUUCAAUAUCAUCAGUCACAGAAAGAUUUCUGUCGAGUUCUCCAAAUCCAGAGGGUGCACAUCAAAGAUAUUCUUCGAGCGAGAGAAUUUUGUCAUGUUCUGGUGCAUCUGAUCAGUCUAGAAGGUAUUCCAGUUCGGAAAGGAGCGGUGAUGGUUCCUGUCAGAAAUACGGCGAAAGAUCGAGUUCAUCUCCAGUACCCGCAGAUUUUACUAGUAGAUUUACUGGAUUUCAAGAUGUUGGACAGAGAUUUGUCAUCUCAAAUGAGAGAUUCAGUGACUUAUCAAUGCAACGAUAUGGACAGUCCAGGUCUACUGACAGAUAUUUGGCGACUGAACGAUACUUGGCGACUAAUUCUCCUGCACACGAUGGCAAAAUGGUCAGCGAUUCGAAUAGACAUUCAUCGUCCUCGACGGAUCGACUUCUCGCUUCAUCAUCGCCUUCAUCAUCUGAGACGAGUCGUUACAAUCCUACGUACGGCACUAGUAUUCAAUCAACAACAGACCGAUACAGUAUGUCCCCUACACCAGAUGGCAAUACAGGUCAUCGAAGCUAUUCACAGUCCUCAACGAAAGGCAAUGAAAAAUAUCUUCAAGUAUCAAAGUCUGCACAAAAUUACGGCAAUGAUCGUUAUCAACUCUCCAAUCAAAGUGAACAAUUCGAAAGAUCGACUCAGGAUCGCUAUAGCAUCGAAAGGUACACUUCUUCCAUCAACAGUGGUGGUGGAAACGAUCGAUUUCAAUCCUCAAGUUCUGAACGCUAUCAUAGCUCUGCUGAGCGUUAUUCUCCAGCUCGCACCAAUUCCGACAAGUACCUUUCGCUACCAAAACCAAAAGAAAGGUAUCCAACUGGUCGCAUAGCAACCUCAUGCACCUCUAUCACUGGUGGAUCUUCCGAGAGAAAUUAUGGAUCCGGAAAUGGAACUUACGUCCCACCCACUGCUCACACACCAGUUGAAAGAUAUGUGCCACAACCACCACCGGAAGUUCUAUAUCCGGACAGAUAUGUAGACAGAUAUGUGCCACCAAGCGCACAUACACCAGCUGAUCGUUAUGUGCCAGUGACAGAUCCAGGUGAUCCUUAUAUGAGACGUGAUUUGGGGUUUCAUCAUCAUUAUCGACUACCACCACCAGGAUUUGCCUAUCAUCAAACGCAUUUCCGGUUACGUGGUUUUGCUUAUCCAUCACCGGGACGCCUUGGUGGUAGUCCCGGUUCAAGUAGUUCAAGUAGUUCAACUUCUGCACAAAGAGACAGUUUUUCAACGUCGCCUCUUUUAAGGCCCAAAGUGCGCGCUUCCGUGAUUGAUUAUAAUGCGAAUCCAUCGUCGUCAUCGUCAUCGUCACGUCAUGUGUGUGGCACUAAUACAACUCCAUGCUGCUCCGAGGUUACUUCCGGUCAAAGAGGAUGCUGCCAAACAAUCAGGAGGUCACUGCCACCCGGUGCACUGCCAUCGAUUCCAACCCAGUCCGCCCACUCUUCAUGGCAACCCUCACCUAGUUCGGGUACAACUGGUACUUCAACCAUCUCCUCAAGUGGGCCUGAUGGUGAAAACGAACAGAACAUUGGUAUGUACGCCGUUGAAGGUGCAUCAACGGAAACGUCGACGGUAACACCUGUCGAUAGUUCCCCAUCCCUUCCUCAAAAUACAAUCAGCUCUUCCGGAACAGUCACUUCAACCGGUACAACACCUAACAUUACCAGGAGUAUGUCAGCUCCAACGGGUCAACGACCAUUGCCACCAGUAACCUCAACUAAUUCAGCUACCAUGGGACAAAGGUCUAGGUUGAGGAGGAAUCCAAGCCGAACUGACGUCAUUCGAAAUUACAUUAAACGGGAAACCGCAAUUUUCUUUGGAAUCGAUGAGGAAUCUGAAAAUUCUGAAAGGCAAAGAUGGUUGGAGCGAAGACGCCGGAUGGCAUGCAGACGGUAUGGACCCCUUCUUCCGGAACACAAACCGCCAGAUCCGGACAUCACGAGAGAUGUACCGGACACCAUGGAAUUACCUGAGUCUGUGACAUUAAGAAGAUGGCAGCAACCGCUUCAAAGAAAGGACUCUGUUGCUAGGAUGACAUUAUCCGGACUCCACUAUGUAGUCGAGACACUGACUCGUCCGAGGCCAAAGGAGAGACCUGAGACUCGUUCGAAAUCAAGAAGUUUUCCACCUGGAACAUUAUCAACGAGCACUAGAGCGGAUGAAAGUUCCUUGACGCAAGAAACACGUGUUGAAGAGGAAGAUUCAUUUUUUGAAAGACCACCAGCACCACCGGCACCACCAUCGUCAUUGCUACCUCAGCAACAACAAUCACACGUCCAGGUAGAGCAAUCAUCAUCCUCUACUUCGACGACAAAAGAGGAUGGAGUUACUAACGCAGCUGCAGAAUUCCAUGAAGCUGCACCUGCAACCGAACGUGACACCUCAGAAGAAUUAUUGAGGUUUUCAUUUCAAACGGAUGAGAGAUCGUCAAUCGAUGGACAAAAUAGAAGACCUCGCUCUAUUACGAGGGACCAUUAUAUUUCAAGAACGAGACAAGAGUAUGCGAAUUCCGACAUUGAAGUUCAUCCCAUAGAAGGUGUCACUUUAAGAAAAGAAAUUGGUGGAAAGAGAAUAUCACCGGCGACUAUUGACAGGAUUUUCGAUAACAGUAAUCGUCGAUUAUAUGGAAUGGGAAUUGUUGGCAGAUUUUUCGGACGAUCAUUUCGAAAAAGUGUAGCGCAUAAACCAGACGUGAGAAAGCAGUUAGAUGACUUUGAAGAUCACCGACCUUAUUUCACAUAUUGGAUUACAACUGUUCAAAUUUUAAUUUUAAUCAUUUCACUUGCUUGUUAUGGAUUCGGUCCAAUUGGAAUGGGUCUCACUCAAAAAUCAGGACUGGUACUCGUUACGAGUCUUUCUUUACAACAAGUCGACUAUCAAGAACCAUCAAAUCUUUGGAUUGGUCCAAGGGCAGCGGAUUUAAUUCAUUUGGGUGCGAAAUUUGCUCCUUGUAUGCGAAGAGAUAUAAAAAUUCUUAAAGAAAUUGACAUGUGGAGAGAAAGGGAAAGAGACACUGCCUGCUGUAUUAGAAAUGACGAUUCUGGUUGUGUUCAAUCAAGCAAAGCCGAUUGUUCAAUUUAUAAUAUUAAUUUGUCUUUUCCAACCCAACUGAUCCGGGGAUUGAGAUCAACAAUGACGAAUACAAUAUCAACGUGGAAAAAAUGGGGACCCGGCGACAAUGGACCCGGUGGAAGAAUAAGUGGAUCGGUUUGUGGACUUGAUCCAAAAUUUUGCGAUGCACCAGCAAGUAUUGCACCAUAUGAAUGGCCUGAUGAUAUUACCAAAUGGCCAAUUUGUCGAAAGACAAAUCCAUUUAGUCAAAGAUUUAGUGGUAAUUUCAAUCAAGAUGGUAAUAGUAAUUUUCCCGUGGGUCGUUACAAAGACAAAAUGGCUGAGCAUAUGGUUUGCGAAGUAAUUGGACAUCCUUGUUGUAUUGGUAUUCAUGGAAUGUGUAGAAUUACGACAAAGGAAUAUUGUGACUUUGUACAUGGCUAUUUUCAUGAUGAGGCCUCACUCUGUUCACAAGUUGAAUGUCUACAUGAUGUUUGUGGAAUGGUGCCAUUUUUACAUCCCGAAUGGCCCGAUCAAUUCUACAGAUUGUUUACGACAAUUUUUCUUCAUGCUGGAGUUCUUCAUCUUGCCAUCACAUUAUUCGUGCAAUAUUUUCUUAUGAGAGACUUGGAAAAAUUGACUGGUUCCCUGCGAAUUGCGCUAAUUUACUUUAUUGGUGCUUUUGCUGGGAAUUUGGCUAGUGCAAUAUUCAUUCCCUACAGAGCUGAGGUGGGUCCAGCGGGCGCGCAUUUUGCACUCCUGGCAACGUUGAUUGUCGAGAUUCUUCACUGUUGGCCAAUGUUAAAAUAUCCGCGAAGAGCACUUUUCAAGCUAAUAAUAAUUCUCGUGGUUCUCUUGAUGCUUGGCGUUUUACCAUGGGUGGACAAUUACGCACAUUUAUUUGGUUUUAUUUUUGGUUUUCUCGCAGCCUAUGCCUUUAUGCCAUUUAUUUCAUUUGGCCAUUAUGAUCGUCGAAGAAAAGUUCUUCUAAUUUGGAUUUGUACAAUUUUAAUUGUCGGUCUCUUCACAUUGCUUCUUGCAUUAUUUUACAACAUUCCAGUUUACGAAUGUGAAAUAUGUAAACUAUUCAAUUGCAUUCCAUUUACACGCGAUUUCUGUGCCUCGCAGAAUAUUAAUUUCAAGAGAGAAGAAUCUGUAUGACACAUGGGGCCGCGGUUCCCAGUCGAGCGCGAAGUACCGUUCGGCCCCCAAAUCAACGCUCGUUUUUACAUCCUUAAUGAUCAAUUACAAUUUAAAAUUUUGGCGGCAAUCUUUACUCUUGGACACUACUCAGACGGUAGCGAACGAUCUCGAGGAUGAAGAGUAAACAAAAAAUAUUGAUGAAGAGAGACAAAGGAAAAAAAAAUUUACAUUUUCCCCGAAAAUGAAGCUAUUUUCGUAAAGAAACAAAGAGACACUCAUUUGAAAGAGAAGAUACGAAAUUCUGCAUAGAUAUUCGACUGCAAAAAAAAAAAAUUAUUCGCUUCUAUCUUUCUCGCUACUGCCAAAUAAAAGAACUCUUGUUCGCCGACUGACGGCAAAUAGCAAUGCCUUAACAAACAAACAAACAAAAAUUAAAACGAUCAUACCCUCGAAUUCCACGGAAGGAGAAUUUCGAAAAAAAAAAUUUUCACACUAGCGAAAGUCGAUGAAAUUUGUAAAUAUUAGGUAUUCAUUAUAAUGAAGAAAUCGCCGGAUCCUUUUUGAUAGAGUCGGAGGCAGUUUCUUAAUAUUGUCCCUCCCCCGGUAAAUCCUUUUCCAAUUCUUCGUCAUCGAGUUUUGUUUCGUUUUUUUCUUUUUUAAAUAGUGAAAGAAAAGGAAAUGUGUCCCUUUUCUCUUGUUAAUAAAAAAAAAAGUCAAAUUGUACAUAUUUAACACAAAAAAAAGAAAGCAAACCCAGUGACUAUCUUGUUACAUACCUUGUGGAAACGACCUUACUAAAAUAUUAUAGGUUUAGAAGAAGCAAAAAAAAAACAUUUCGAAAGUGUUUGGCAAUUAUUUUUCCGCGUCUCCCAUAUAUGUCGUCCUAAGAACGACAUAUCGAGCAGCUUCAAAUAAUUCACAUAAAUGUGUAUAUCUUUUUGAUUCAAAUUCAAGAAAGUGUGCAAAAAAAAAUUGGGAAAGUUUUCAUUUUGGGAUAAAAUUGUUUUGAAAAAAAAAAUGCGCGCGAGAACAAAAGACACAAAUAUAUCAAGAACUCUUAAUCAAUUUUUCUGCGAUUGUAUAUAUAUAUAAAAAAAAAUAAAUAGACUGUCACGAAUGAUACACGUGGUUAGGUAUCGAACUUGUAGGUACCCACGCGCACAUACGCAAAAUCGUUUAAGAAUUCUAAGACUAAAUUUAUCAAUAACGUCGUGAAUGUGUAUUUUAUUAUAAUAAAUGGGUAAUGGAAAAAAAGUGCAUCUACUUUACUAUUCGUUUAUCGAAUCGUUUAGUUAAGUCGUAAAGUGUAUUUGAGGGAACGAGUUUGUCGAACGUACAAGAGAGAAAACAAAUGUGCCACGAAGAGAGAUUAAUGAAUUCGUCGGAAAGUCCGAUGUUAGCGUUUAUAUAAAUUAUUAUAAACAGCCACUGAUAUAUCUAAUUAAUUAUUCUUUAUCGAGUUUUCCAAAAGAGCAACAAUAACAACAACAACAAAAAAAACAUAGAGCACUCUGCUGAGAAUCCUUUUAUAUUGCAGUGCAGCGAUCUUGAUUAUUUUCACUCUUCUCUCUUUCAAUAACUCUCUUCUCCUAAACAAAAAAAAAUACAGCCUUUUCAGGAAAGUAUAGCGCAAGACUUAGAAUCAAAGCAAGACUUAAAUGCGAAAGUGACUUUAUUUAUUAUUAUUUUUUUUUUAUAUAUUUUUAAACUUCUUGUUCUCUUUUUUUAUAUUUGAUUUUAUUUGAUUUUAUUUGAUUUUAUACUUGUAUAUUUUAUAUUAAAAUUUUAUAUAUUUAUUUAUUUGUAAAAUUUUUUUAUUGUUAAUGUAAAGUAAAUUAUUUACUUUAUAUAUUUGUAUAUUUAAAUAUAUAAUUAUCAUUUUUUACAUUAUCGAAUUAUGUAGAAUUCAAAUUCAAUUAAUUCUGAAUUAAUUUUCAAAUUUCAUUUUUUAAAAAACUGCCCUAUGGAAAAAUAUUUUUCGAAAAAAUUGUGCGGACAAAAAUAGAGAAAAAAAAUUAUUUUCUCUCAUCAUUUUUAAGUCAAAAAAAAUCUAAAUUUCGAUUUAAAGAAAAUUAAAUUGAAAUUUAUUUAUUCAGUUUUAUCAAGAUAGUAAGAAUUAAAUGAAUAAUUUUUAAUUUAUUAAAUUAUUUAAAAUUUAAUUAUUAAAAACCAUGUAUAUUUUUUCAAUUAAAUUAUUAAAAGUUUCACGUAAAUUUACACGAUUUUUCCGAAAAUAUUUUCUCUCCAGGAGAACAAUUGAAGAGCUGCACAUAAUUUUCACAGAGUUCUUUAAGUAACACCAAUAUUUACAAAAAAAAAGAAAUUGUUUUCUAGAAAUCUAUUUAAAUUUACUUUUUAACAAUUUUUGUUUCGUACGCAAUUUUUUAUAGAAUAAAAAAGUUGCAAAAGCAAUAGUAUUUCUUGCGAUAUUGUUAAAAUUUUUUGAGCAGUAAUAAUACUUCAGAUUAAAUAAACAAUGAUAAAAUUGUCAAAUUGUUGAAAGAAAAUAAAAUAUUUUUGAUUUAAAAAUGAAAAUUGAAAUUAGUUAUAAAAAUUUACAAAAAAUUCAACGCAACAGCAAACAUAUUAAUAAAUAAUAAUGGUUAUUAUUAUUAUUAUAAAAAAAAAGUAAAAAUUUUCUGUAAUUGAACAAAAGGAAACCAUUUAAUAAAUUAUUAAAAAAACAAAAACUUAGAAAUUCAAUCGAGAGAAUGAAAAGCCCACAAGAACUGCUGUACGUAACGUUAACAUUCGAUAAAUUCGAAAACUUUGUGAUAAAAAAAAACAGUUUUAAGAGGAAUAAAAAUGAAGAAAACACAAACUUUUUCGAAUUAUAUAUAUAUAUUAUAUAUAGUAUAAAUAUAUACAUACGAUGCGAGAGAAAAGCGAAUGUUGCGAUUCACGGCGAGUAACAUAUUGUUAUUAUUGUAAAUGUGUCACAUAAAGAUAGUAUGAUUAAAAAAAAAGCGAUGAAAAAAAUAAAUUGAAUAACUUCGAUAUUUCCAUACCGAAAACUCAACGAGGUGAAAUGCUGUUUCGUGAUUAAGAGCAAACAAAACUAAUAAUGUUAAAAUUUCGAAAAACAAUUUGCAAAUUGUACUUUGUUUUAACUUGGUAGUUAAGAAAAUUUUUAUUGUUAUUUUUACAAGUUCAAGUAUCAAUCAUUCAAGUAUAUAAUAAAUCAAUUUAUUAAAAAUUAUUAAUUAAUUUUUUUUCAUUUUCAAAAUUGGAAAAUAUUUAAAUUUAAUUCUCGUAUUUCAGAUUCACUUUCGAUCAAGCGAAACAUAUUUUUUUGGUUUUUAUUUUGAUUUUGUAAAUAUAAACGAUUGCGUCGAAAAUGGACCAAGUGAAGUAUACAUAAAUAAAAUUCAUGCGUGUAAAAUAUCCGAUAUCGAUCGGAAAUAGGAUCCGCUAAUUAACGGUACAAUUAUUAAUCCUAAAUAUUAAUAAUAAAAAUAAGGAAAGUCACGCACGAAGUAGAAAGCGAUCGUUUAGCGUCGUUUUGUGUGAGAAACAAAAAUAUGCUACAAAUUUCUCGUAUUUUUUCUGGUAAAGUUGGAACAUUUUUUAAUAAAGAAUUUUUUUCUUUUUACCAAAAACAAUACGAUAAUGUUUAAUGAUAAUUCGAUUUAAAUAUAUGACACUGAACGACGCAAAUGUAUCAAAAUAUAUAAGAUUCGAGUGGAUUAUCGCUAGAACGAAAGAGAAUUUUUAAAAUUUGAUAGAGGACAGAUUGUUUCUUUUUUUUUUUUUUUAAUUUUAUCUUUUUCCAUCUGUCCUUAUAUCAGUUUUAUACUUUUAACACAGUCCAAGAGCAUUGCACCUCGAUUGUACGGUAUUAUUUUUCUGUAUCCCUGUAUCUAUAAGAAUGUAAAAUUUCACGAUGGACUAAAAAAAAAAGUUAUAAAUAAUGCGAUUACAAUUAUAAUUACGAUUUAUUAUUCUGUUAUUUCGCAGCUUUUAUUUUAACGGUACAUCUGUAAGAUCUUCAAUUAUGAUUAUCAUUGCUAAUCAUAACGAAAAAAAAAAAACAUUGUACUUGUCGCUGUUAUAUACAUAUAUAUACAUAUAUAUAUAUAUACAUACAAAAAAACAAUAUAUUAAUUUAAUAACAAUAAAGAAAGAAAGAAAAUUA
Molecule: messenger RNA, 11398 nt
Organism: Leptopilina boulardi
Lineage: Eukaryota; Metazoa; Arthropoda; Insecta; Hymenoptera; Figitidae
Gene: rho-5
Product: inactive rhomboid protein 1
Exons: 19
Coding region: 1897-7281 (1794 amino acids)
Biological process (GO): regulation of epidermal growth factor receptor signaling pathway; regulation of protein secretion
Cellular component (GO): endoplasmic reticulum membrane
Molecular function (GO): serine-type endopeptidase activity
Source: RefSeq, a predicted model, not a curated record